UCUUAAUGGCUUAACUUCGUUAUUUGGGAUUUCAUACUUAUACGACAUCACGUACUGGUAUGAUUAGUUUUCAGCAAACCGUUGUAAAGCUAACAGACAAAUCGUUCGUGCAGAUAUACGACGUGAAAAUGGGUAUGUUACCCUUAACGCUGAUAUUAAAUGUUGGCCUGGUAUUCACCCUGGCGACAGCAUUGUACACCAAUGAGGACAUUGGAGACUGUUCAGAGGCUACACCUCAUGAUCGCUUAACGCACAUAGAGCCAUUGAAAUAUAACGUCAAACUCAACAUCAGAGUGCAUUAUAAAAACAUCAUCGGCGAAAGCAAAAUCAGAAUACGGAUCGCAAAGACAACGCGAGUCGUGGCUCUGCACGCUUACGGGCUCCAAAUAGACGAGGACGCGGUGGUGCUCACGAAAUUUAACAGAACGUGGGCUGAAGAUGCGAAGAACGGUAAUGGCGAAAACGGUAAGAUCGGUAACGGUGAUAUAGUUAUGGAUAUUUACAAGCCGGAAAGCUAUCGUUACUGCACCGCAUCGCAGAUUCUGGAGAUACAUUUUGACAAAGAUAUGCAUCGUGGAUAUUACGAUUUGUAUAUCCCGUUUGUUACUCCUUUCUCUGAAUUUGAAGGCUUCAUACAAUAUCCGUAUCUCAGUGAGGAAACAAAUAAAAGGUGGCUGUUCACGACGUUUAUGGAACCGAAUGGGGCACGAAAGGUAUUUCCAUGCUGGGACGAGAUGGCAAUGAAAGCGUUCUUCAACAUCUCAGUUCAGCAUUCAUCCCACUAUAUUGUCUUUUCGAAUACGCCAAUACGACAAUUGGAAGAAAAGGACACAGAUGACGUACAUGUCACACACUUUCAUCCCACGGCCGCGAUCUCACCUUCUCUCGUGAUGAUCACGAUGAUCAAUAAUAUCAUCAACUGUCCUAUAGAAUUCGCGGUCAGUUAUAUAUGGCAUAGAGAGGAGGUGACGGAUUCGUUGCGCUACACGCGCAGCAUCAUAGAAAUGGUCAAACAAUACUUAUCCUUGACUACGGAUGUGCAAGAAAAGAAACGCAAAACGAACUUCCUUUUGAUUCCAAACAGUCCAAUGAAGUCCAUAGGAUGCUGUGGUCUUUACCUUUACCGAGAGCAAGAUCUUACGUAUGACGAGAAAACCGACUUCUCUGGUCGCAAAAUUGCCAUUGCGAGGUUGUUAGCGCAUAGCAUAUCACGCCGAUGGUUUCUUGGGGUGGUCAGUCCAUUUUGGCAGACUGACUCUUGGUUAGGUGAAGCACUAGCAACGUAUUUCUCUCAUUACACCGUAGCCAAGAUGCUGCAAAAUGCGAUGUACAUACAUCUCUACGUUGUCCAGAUUCUACAGCCUACGCUCCAUUAUGAUACCGAACUCAAAAUGAAAUCUAUCGCGGAAAUGGCCAAGAGUACCGCUGAGAUCAACGCAAAUGAAAUCGACAUGAUUUUUUAUUCUCGCUUGAGUUACAACAAAGGCUCCGUCUUGAUACGUAUGUUGCAACAUUUUCUUGGAGUGGAGAAUUUUCGAGAUGGUAUCGACAGAUAUGUGAGAAAAUAUAAGUCCAGUUCAGCCACUACCGACGAUUUUUGGCAAAUAAUGCAAGAAAUUUUCGACGAGUCGGGUAGACACAACUAUAAUAUAAAAGAGAUGAUGGACACAUGGUUAACGGGACGACAGUAUCCCGUAGUGAGUUUCGAUUAUAAUUAUAAUAUUUCUACGGCGACAAUUUCAAUAUCAUGCGAUAAUGAUAACUGGAUAAUACCUGUAAGUUAUACUAUGUCGAAUUUCGCUUCCAAAAGUACUGCCUCGAGAAGUACUGGCCUUGAGAAGUUGAAAUGUUCCCAAAGCAAAAUUAUAAAUGGAUUCAAAUUGGAAGAUAUGAUUAUAAUAAAUCGAAACCAAGUUGGAUACUACCGUGUUAAUUACGACAACAAGAACUGGCGAAAAAUCUCCUCUCACUUACGAUAUAACAAUUACACUAACAUUCACGUCCUCAAUCGUGCUGCAUUCAUCGAUGACGUGUAUCACUUUAUGAUGAAGGGCGAACUUGAGGUUUCGACCUUCUUCAAUAUCAUCAAAUAUCUAAAACGGGAGAUGGAUUUUGUAGCGUGGUAUCCUAUGUUUAACAUUUUGUCGUACAUGUCAGAAUUUUUCAAACAGCCAGAGCAUACAUUUGUGAUUCCACACAUGCUGGAUAUCUUGGAUGCACUUCUGAAUAACGUGGGUUACGAAGAAGAUUAUAAAGAUGCUGACAUGAUGAAGGCGUUACGAUUAUUAGGAUUAAGAUGGGCUUGCAAACUCGGUCAUGCGAAAUGUCAAGAAGUUGCCAAUGCAAAGUUGACCGCGCAUAUCAUGGAUCCUGCGGCACACCCAAUUUUACCGUGGUGGAAGGACUGGGUAUAUUGCACGGGUAUAGAGACGGCAAAUCUUAGCAUUUGGCAUCAGGUGUUGCACACAAGCAUGAGGAGUAAAGACUUUGAAACUUUAAUGCACUUAACUUGUUCUAAUGAAGCUCCGCUUCUCAUAUAUUACCUGGAUUUCCUUGUGUCAAACAAUGGCGCAAAAGAAUUGACUGAUCACCAACGUUACAGUAUUUAUCAUGCUAUAAUAAAGAAACAUGCACAGAAGGAUAUGGUGCUUAAUUUCAUUAUGAGCAAAUAUAAAGAAAUAAUGUCCAGUUUUGAUGAAACUCUAACGAUGAUAUUAGGUGAUGCCAUUAUGAAUCUGAAAUCGUCGGAACAAUUCGACAUGAUUCGGGGAAAUCAGCUGUUUCUGAAUCUCUUCGUAGUGAAACAUCUACAGCUUGCGCUCAAUAAUGAGGAGGAUUUAGGAAUGAUACAGGUUAUUGAUAAAUUCGAUUUCCUCGACGAAAUCGAUGAUCUUUUUCACAAUCGUCUAUAUUACAACAAAGUGGCCUCUCUACUUCGGUUGUUGCAUUAUAUGUUUCCCAAAGAUUUUAAUAAAGGCAUCGUGCAAUACGUAAAGGAAGGAACCAAUAACUUUUCGACCAUCAUGCAAUCGUUCAAUUUAACACAUUUCAAAGAUAAACAUUCAUUGAAAACAACGAUGGAUACAUGGGUAAAGGAAAAAUAUUAUCCUGAAUUGUACGUUCAUCGUGAUUAUUACAAUAAUAUAGCGACGUGUUAUUAUUCAUUACCUCAUUCUGAAAACUUCAAAUGGAACAUGCCUAUAACUAGUAUUGUACAGUCAGAUCUUAUUUACUAUAAUGUUUCGAUUGGUAAUUUGACUAUUAAUUGGCUUAAGGAUGCGCAAUUAAUCAUUUCUGACAUACCUCGAAAUGAUUUUAUCAUAGUCAAUAUAGAGCAGUUAGGUUACUAUCGUGUUAAUUACAAUAAUCAAAAUUGGCGGAGAAUUUACAGCUUUUUAAACUAUAACAAUUUUACACUGGUACCUGUCCUCAAUCGCGCUCAAUUGAUAAAUGAUGCGUAUUAUUUUGCGACUAAUGGAAAAUUGGACUCCGCUAUAUUCUUCCGUCUCAUCGAAUAUCUAAAGCAGGAAACUGAUUAUUUAGCGUGGUAUCCCAUGUUUAAUAUUUUUCUACACAUGUCGGCUUACUUGGAAUGUUUAGAAGGCGAAUUUGCAAAAACGCAGUUUGUGAAUAUCCUAGAUGGACUUGUUAGUAAUUUAGGAUACGAUAUAGUUCCUAAGAAUAAAACUUCCGUAAUACCUACGAAGACAGCAUUAACAUGGUUAGGUAUGAAAUGGGCCUGCAAGAUUGGUCACGUAGGGUGUAGAGAUAACGCCACCAAAAGUUUAAUUGAUUAUGUCCAGAGUCGUGAGAAGUACAAACAAGAUCAUGAAUUGCGCUUAUGGUUGAAGGACUGGGUAUUCUGUACGGGUAUGAUGAGAGUAAACAUGAGAUUUUGGGAGAAAAUUAAGAAGGAAAGCAUUGCCAAUACUAAUUCGGAACUUUUGCACUACUUGCAUUGUGCCAACAACGAUACCGUUAUCUUAUCUCAUUUGCUUUCAUUGGUGACCACAGAUUUUGGAAAGAAUCCACGUUUAAAUAUAAAAGAUGUUUAUCGUUCUAUUGUAAAGCAGAAUGGAAAGAAAUAUAUCGUAGUUUUUUAUGUCAUAAGUAAUUAUGAAGACAUAAAAAAGAGGUUGAAUAUAAGUGACAUUGAACUACUUGGUGAACUUAUCAUGAAUUCGUAUUAUCCCGAACAUCUCAGCAUGAUAGAAGGUUUUAGUAAAAAUAAAGCUCCAUCCUGGGGUCCUUCUGUAGCGUGUAACAUUGAAAUCUUAAUUUCGGCACGGAGAAAACAAUUGGCGAAAAUCUUGGACAAGUUUAAAUACCUUUAAAGAUGUA
This is a messenger RNA of Odontomachus brunneus, 4341 nucleotides long. RefSeq names its product glutamyl aminopeptidase-like. The transcript has 19 exons. Gene Ontology annotation, cellular component: cytoplasm. Bases 60 to 4334 code for a protein of 1424 amino acids. The record is from RefSeq and is a predicted model, not a curated record. Gene Ontology annotation, biological process: peptide catabolic process; proteolysis. NCBI's taxonomy places the organism in Eukaryota, Metazoa, Arthropoda, Insecta, Hymenoptera, Formicidae. Gene Ontology annotation, molecular function: zinc ion binding; metalloaminopeptidase activity; peptide binding.